UAUUUAGACGACAUAUCAACGUAGCCAUGGCCGAGACGACAGCAUUUGCAGACGAUGAAACGGCGUUACGACACGGCGAGGAGCUGGUGUCGAGACUGCCAACUCUUGCGUACUACGCGAGAAACACCCCAACAGAAACCAUUCGACGAAGGAGGGGAAUAAUAAACCGGGUCGAUGUUGGCGACAGAAGGCGGACAACAACAAUCAGAGUCCGAUUUACGGCCCUUGACAGACCAGAUUACAGGACUACCGCUGGGAUUGACAUGGGCAAGCUUUUGUCCAAGGGCUUGGGGAGGCGACCGGAGAGCAGUGUCAUUUUGCCUAUGGCAUCAACGUAUGACGACCUGAAGAGGAAGGCCCACGAGCUGUUCCCUGUACUGGACGGGAUGGCCUUCGACCUAGUAGGGGAAACGGGGCAAUACGUUGUUGCCUUUGGAUGCCAGUACAACACUUGGUGCGAUAAGAAGCAGCAACAGAGGAGCAGAGUUCUUCCGUCUUUGGGUUUUGCCAGAUACCUAUAUAUCGACAGAGAACGCGACCAUGUGGCCAGAUGACAGGACUGAGCCGUCGAUGGACACCAGCCCCAUUCCGGACAUGGACACCUCGGCUUCGUUGGGCGCUUCGUCUUCGCAAGUGGCAACCACCCCGAUUGAAGCCAAAUACCGAGUAGAAGAUGAAGUCAGUUUUAUCCUCCGGGUGGAAGAAC
Molecule: messenger RNA, 706 nt
Organism: Dreissena polymorpha
Lineage: Eukaryota; Metazoa; Mollusca; Bivalvia; Myida; Dreissenidae
Exons: 3
Coding region: 27-554 (175 amino acids)
Source: RefSeq, a predicted model, not a curated record